AUGCCGCCUUCGGUGCUUCUUUCUACUUCUUGUGAAAAGGACGUUAAUGCGAAGUCGCUCGUUGCGUACCUGAUUCGCUCGGUGCUGACGCCGAUCGCGACCAAAGCCGCUAAGGCGACGGACAGCGCCUCGGCGGCGUCGGAGCUGGCACGAUACUGCUGCCCACACACGGAGCUGCACUGCGGCCACGGCAGCAGCGUCGAUGUGUAUCUUGCUAUCCACAAUCGGCAUCGCAGCACCUUUCUGGAGCAUAGUGUGUACCUGUACAGUGCCGUUCUCGAGGUAUGCCCACAGCUCUCCAUUAGCAUAAUUCCUGUAAUAGGCCCAGCAAAAAAGGAAGAAAUGCACGUGUCUGGGACCUCAUCCCCUGUACUCUCACAACAGUAUCAGCAGCAGCGACAGUUCAGCGGACUGCAACGCAGCGCUGGUGAUUCUAUUGAGCUGUACGCCGAUGUGGCGGCAGUACUGCAAGAGUGGAAGUUGCUGGACAAGAGCUUCAUGCGAGACGCGGAGGGGUUCCAACCCCACUACACGUACGUCGCUGUCGGCGGCACCUUUGACCACUUCCACUCCGGUCACAAGGUGCUCCUUUCGACUGCCGCACUGUACACGAUGCAGAAGUUGCGUGUCGGCGUGACGGAUGCGUCGCUCUUGACAAAGAAGAGGUUUGCAGAGUCACUGCAGUCGAUGGAGGUGCGCAUGGAGCACGUGGCGCAGUUCUUGCACCACAUGCGGCCGGACCUGGAGCUGGAGCUGGCGCCAAUCUCAGAGGUAAGCGGGGGCACAAAGAGUAUCCCCGAGGUCGAGGCGCUGGUGGUGUCGCCGGAGACGGCGAAUUCGAUCGGCGUCAUCAAUGAGAUGCGCGCUGCAAAUGGCGGCUUGGCCCCGAUGGUAGGAAUUUCAAUUCCACAGGUGCGAUCGCCCACCGGCGAACUGAUCAGCUCCACCGCAUUACGGGAGCGCCAGAUUCGGAAGAUUUAA
Messenger RNA from Leishmania braziliensis MHOM/BR/75/M2904, 981 nucleotides. RefSeq lists its product as hypothetical. Bases 1 to 981 code for a protein of 326 amino acids. The transcript has a single exon. Gene Ontology annotation, biological process: coenzyme A biosynthetic process. The record is from RefSeq and is a predicted model, not a curated record. Gene Ontology annotation, molecular function: dephospho-CoA kinase activity. NCBI's taxonomy places the organism in Eukaryota, Euglenozoa, Kinetoplastea, Trypanosomatida, Trypanosomatidae.